Physcomitrium patens is the source of this 2474-nucleotide messenger RNA. Lineage: Eukaryota; Viridiplantae; Streptophyta; Bryopsida; Funariales; Funariaceae. The record is from RefSeq and is a predicted model, not a curated record.
UCGGGUGUAAUUUAUUCGCGGAGUAUUAACUGUGGUUUGCUUUCAGAGUAUAUGUGCAUACUUUUUAUUUAUUUUUUAUUUUUGGAGUGCUUCGUAGUCCUUGAGUGUGGAAGGUGGGCGUGAAGGGAGUGGUCGUGAGGGGGUUGUUUUGAUCCGCGUGCUCCUAUUUUAUUUAUUUUUUCCCAUACUGGAGAAGAAGCCGCCGGCAGCUUGCUUUGCAUAGUCUCGCUGCUCGCUCGUGCUGGCCGUAGCCUCACCUAAGGUAGUACGCUUUAGAAAUUGUGGGAUCGCACGAUCGCUUGGUUGAUCGGCGAUCUGAGAAAGUUUCCUACGGAAGUCGUUGUGUUGGAACUUAGUAAGAAAGAAAGAGAGUCUCAUUUCCAGGCGUUGCUUCAGCGUUGACGUGGUCCAUAUUCUCUCAUUCCCUCUUCUUGAAGCAUUUUUCCAGUUCCGUCUCGGGGGUCUGUAGCAGCCCUGUGGUUCUCGGCUUUGGGAUCGCUACUUAGCAGCUUGCUUUGUUUUGGUUCACCUUUUCUUCUAUUCCACCUUCGAAGUUCACCUACUUCUCAGGUCUUUUAGUUUCUAUUUCGGAGCUUCCCAAUCCCCGAUCCCCGAUCGACUCUCUCCUUGAGUUUAAGAUUUGGGUGCUCAGUGGGGCUUCUGUAGGGCGGCGAGUAAUUUUCUUGGACUUGUUUUCUUUGCUUUUAUCCCCCCUCCAUCCCUCGUCUCUUUUCUUUUAAAUCUGGUUGAUUUCUCAACUUCCCUCCCUUUCUGUUUGUCAAAACAUUUCAGUGUUACGUCAGGCCUGUGAUUCCUGACGCAUAGGAAGCGAGCGAUUUCUUUUAGCAAGCUGGCCUCCCUAGAGACUGAGAUGGCUCGCGGGUGCUCCCACUGUGGUCAUAACGGUCAUAAUUCAAGGACAUGCCCUGAUCGAGGCGUGAGGCUGUUUGGUGUUAGGCUCACAGAUGGGGUGAUGAGGAAGAGUGUGAGUAUGGGUAACCUAAGCCACUACGCCAGCCCCAAUAAUCCUUCUUCUCCACCUAGUCAUUCCGAGUCUGGAGCAGGUGGCGAUGGCUACGUUUCAGAUGGUCUCGUACAGACAUCAAACAACACCAGGGAAAGAAAGAAAGGUGUACCUUGGACGGAAGAGGAACACAGAUUAUUUUUGCUAGGGCUUCAGAAGCUUGGCAAGGGAGAUUGGAGGGGUAUAUCAAGAAAUUUUGUGCAAACCAGGACACCAACCCAGGUGGCCAGUCAUGCGCAGAAGUAUUUUAUCAGACAAAGUAACAUAAACAAGCGAAAGAGGCGAUCGAGUCUUUUCGACAUUGUUUCUGAAACGGGUCCUACCCCGAUAUUGGAGGAGCCAACAACCAAGGCUGUUCCUGAUAUGUCAGCCCCUCUGCAUCAGCUAAGCUUAGGACCAAAUUCUACGUACCCGGGGGUAUUCUAUGAUCCUAACAGUUCACAUGGAUUUAUUAGACCUUUUAUGCUGCCUCCAACCUCCUUGGCUGUACCCAUUAUGUCCAUGGGACCUGUCGCGUUGGGGGCUUCGGAACAGAUACCUGAGACAUCUGCCGUGAACUUCAAUGGAGAUGCAGCUCGCGCAAUGAGACCAAUGGGCAUUCCUGUCUCCGGACCUAGCGGUGCAAUGGGUAUUCCCUAUCCCUUCCCCAUGUUUUCAAUGCUGCCACGGGGAUACAACCGGCCCGUAAACUCUGCGGAUUCUAAGGUGUUAAGGCCCACAGCGAAGUUGUCAACAGAACCUCUGAAUGUUGGCGUCGAUGAGACGAAGGACAUGUCGCAAUUAAACUUGGGACUAUCUACUCCUGAACCCUCUCAACUUACUCUGAAGCUCUUGGAUCAACCAUCGAGGAGCUCGUCUGCGUUCCAUGUCAGCACAAGCAGCAUCAACUCAAGUAGCAAUGCGAUUGGUGUGGUGUGAGGGAGAACAAAAAGAAUUCGAGGUUUUGAUUUGAUGCGGAAUUAGAGUUGAGUUGUGUUGAGUGAGGUGUAGAUAUGGUGCUUACAGAUGUGAUUCAUCCUGGCUGGCGUUGGGUGUAAUUCAUUCUGGAAAGGAAGGGCGUCUGUGGUUCUGUAGACUAAUUCUUAUGUAAAUAGCUACGAAUUCAUUUCUCUGCCAUAUGCUGCUCAGAUGCCAGGUUGUAAACUACGAAAUCAGUGGGCAGAGAGACAACAGCUUGGUGGCGGCUUGUCCCUCCUGCCAAAGGGGUUAUAGCCAACGGAACGUUGAAUGUAACAAUCAAUCCACAGCGCCUUGCCAGCAAAGGCACAAGGCUGAGGUGCAUUGAAUUCUGGUCUGCCGGUUAGCCAUAUCCGUAUAAUCGCGGCUUGGCUGCUUUUGAGGUUUUCAUAUCCUUUUAGGGCUUAUGACCCUUCCAAUUUGACGAAAUGAACUGUGUUUCUGGACGUAAGUCGUUUUGAAAUCAAAUAUACCGCUAUAGUUUUUCCUUGAA